Heterocephalus glaber (naked mole-rat) is the source of this 2990-nucleotide messenger RNA. It is a transcript of the gene Lrrc1, whose product is annotated as leucine rich repeat containing 1. Lineage: Eukaryota; Metazoa; Chordata; Mammalia; Rodentia; Bathyergidae. Gene Ontology annotation, biological process: cell-cell adhesion; neurotransmitter receptor transport, endosome to postsynaptic membrane; neurotransmitter receptor transport postsynaptic membrane to endosome. Gene Ontology annotation, cellular component: postsynaptic membrane; postsynaptic density; basolateral plasma membrane. Gene Ontology annotation, molecular function: protein kinase binding. The record is from RefSeq and is a predicted model, not a curated record.
GCGCUUUGCCGGCCGCUGGCGGAGCGAGCCGAGCGGGCUGGGACCCGGGUUCCGCGGCGGGCGCCGGCUCGCGCGGGCGGCGAUGUUCCACUGCAUCCCCCUGUGGCGGUGCAACCGUCAUGUGGAGAGCCUGGACCGGCGUCACUGCUCGCUGGUGUGCGUGCCCGAGGAGGUGUACCGCUACGCGCGCAGCCUGGAGGAGCUGCUGCUGGACGCCAACCAGCUCCGCGAGCUGCCCGAGCAAUUUUUCCAGCUAGUCAAAUUACGAAAGCUUGGACUUAGUGAUAAUGAAAUUCAGCGGCUCCCUCCAGAAAUCGCAAACUUCAUGCAGCUGGUGGAACUGGAUGUGUCUAGAAAUGACAUCCCGGAGAUUCCAGAGAGCAUCUCAUUCUGUAAAGCACUGCAGAUAGCCGACUUCAGCGGGAACCCACUGACCAGGUUGCCAGAAAGCUUUCCUGAAUUACAGAAUUUAACAUGUCUCUCUGUAAAUGACAUUUCACUGCAGUCUCUGCCUGAGAAUAUUGGCAAUCUUUAUAACCUGGCAUCACUGGAACUGAGAGAGAACCUUCUUACAUAUCUUCCUGACUCUCUUACCCAGCUGCAGAGACUAGAAGAACUUGAUUUAGGAAACAAUGAUAUAUAUAAUUUGCCUAAAUCAAUCGGAGCUCUCUUACAUCUAAAAGAUCUCUGGUUGGAUGGAAAUCAGCUAUCAGAAUUACCUCAGGAAAUAGGAAAUCUGAAGAACUUGCUGUGCUUAGAUGUCUCUGAAAAUAGGUUGGAAAGACUUCCUGAAGAAAUCAGUGGCCUGACUUCAUUAACAGAUUUAGUAAUCUCCCAGAACUUACUGGAAACAAUUCCAGAUGGCAUCGGAAAACUGAAGAAGCUGUCUAUCUUGAAGGUGGAUCAGAACAGACUCACACACUUGCCUGAAGCUCUUGGGGACUGUGAGAACCUCACAGAGCUAGUUCUCACAGAGAAUCGGCUCCUGACGUUACCUAAGAGCGUUGGAAAACUUAAGAAGUUGAGCAACUUGAAUGCAGACAGAAAUAAAUUAGUGUCUUUACCAAAAGAGAUUGGCGGGUGCUGCAGCCUCACUGUGUUCUGCGUGCGCAACAACAGACUGACUUGGAUACCUGCUGAGGUGUCACAGGCGACAGAACUUCAUGUCCUAGAUGUGGCAGGGAACAGGUUGUCACAUCUGCCGUUAUCAUUGACCACCUUGAAGCUGAAGGCUCUGUGGUUGUCUGACAACCAGUCCCAGCCUCUGCUCACCUUCCAGACAGAUACAGACCGCACCACAGGAGAGAAGAUCCUGACUUGUGUCUUACUUCCUCAACUGCCUUCAGAACCUACCUGUCAAGAGAACCUGCCGCGUUGUGGUGCCCUGGAGAGCCUGGUAAAUGACGUCUCCAAUGAUUCGUGGAGUGAGCGUGCAGUACACAGAGUUAGUGCCAUCCGAUUUUUGGAUGAUGAAAAAGAUGAAGAGGACAAUGAAACGAGAACGCUUCUAAGGCGAGCCACUCCGCACCCAGGGGAGCUGAAGAACAUGAAAAAGACAGUGGAGAAUUUACGGAAUGAUAUGAAUGCUGCUAAAGGACUGGAUUCGAACAAAAAUGAGGUCAAUCAUGCUGUUGACCGAGUGACCACUUCUGUGUAGAACGUCACCACCGGGUCUUACCUCCUGUGUCUUCCCCUGGUGUCCAGACAUUCCUCUGCCUCCCAGGAGCCUCAGCAUCCUCUGUCCUCACCAUCACCUGCGUCACCUCCCGUCUGGGUCCGGACGCUGCUCUCUGUCCCAGCAAGUGCCUUACUUGUUCCUGAUCCAGUCACCGCUUCAGUGGUCUCCUGGCUUGGUGUUUUGGUUUUGUUUUUUUUUAAUAUUGGUUGUUGGUAAUAAGUAGAAUACACUACUGUAAACAUCUGACUGUCAUUUUUGUCUUAUGUUGGGGUGAGAGAGAGCAGGAAGGAGAAUGAUUAUCCUCUUCCCUUCCAUACAGGGCUGGGACAUUUUGAACCCAAAUUCUCUUGAACUUAUGAUGAGAAGUAGUUUUGUGUACAGGGAAAAAUUGAUACUUUUUAAAUCUUUUUUGGCAGCUCAGAUGGUGUAAAUUUUAAAUUUUUGUAUAGGUAUUUCAUAACAAAAAUGUGUAUUUCUUUUUUGUUAUUUUAUCUUGAAAACGGUACAUAUUUUAGGAUUUAUGCAGGAAAAAAAAACAGUCCUAAAGUAUUUGUUUCUAAUUGUACCAUCCACUUGUGCCUUACUGUGUCCUGUGUCCUGUCAAACCAGUUGUGAACAGUGGCAUCAUUGAGCAGUGAUAGGAGAAUGGGAAUGUGGUACUUUUUAAGCAGUGUUGGAUUUUAAUCAGCAAUCUACUUGGUGGAUUUGUUUUUAACCAAAAAGAUGAAUUACCAACGAUGUGUAAAUUAUAUUGGUUGAUGUUCUGAAUGAUGAACCAAAGGAUUAGACUGCUAAUAAUUUCUUACACUUUGCCUUUUCAUGAAUAAGUUGUAUUUUUUAAAGAGUGCAGUGUCAGACUGUGUCCACUCCAAAGGCAUGUGCCAUUUGUACAAUAAAAUAGAGCCGAAAAGCACAAAAAGAGAAAACUGGUUCAGAAAUUCAGUGUAUAAAUUAUGUACUGCAAAACAAAGUGAUUCUUACUGAAUACAGCUUUAAAAGUUUUAUAUACAGAUAUAAGACCACAGUAUAGUAAAAUAACUUAUACUACCAUAAUAGAAAUGUUGCUAUCUUGAUAAGUGCAAUUUAAUUUGUAAAUAGAGUUUGGAUCAAAAUAUAACAAAAUACCGCUUCAAGACUUAAUUUUAAAUCUGCUAAUUUAAGGGUUAUGAGGGUAUGUUUUAGUGUGUUUCUGUUGAUUUUUGUAUGCUGUGAUAAAUGAGAAAUGAAAAAUGCCAGUCACUGUGGGAGAAUCGUGGGUUUUUUUAAGGGAGGGGGUUUUUCUCCAUGAAAUAAACUUAGCACGGACAUUGGC